This is a messenger RNA of Helicoverpa zea (corn earworm), 2760 nucleotides long. Its product is annotated as arylsulfatase B-like. The transcript has 8 exons. Lineage: Eukaryota; Metazoa; Arthropoda; Insecta; Lepidoptera; Noctuidae. The record is from RefSeq and is a predicted model, not a curated record. Bases 104 to 1897 code for a protein of 597 amino acids.
UAGGUAUCUACCUGUAGUUAAUUUGAGUAUCAUUUCCAAGUAGUUAUUUCAUAUCGGUAGACAUGUUUCAGAAGAAGUUUGUUUCGGACUACAUUUGGCCAAAAUGAGACUAUUUUAUAUUUUCACUUCGCUUGUGGUUUUUAUUAAAUGUGAAAGUUUUUCCAAGCCCAAUAUAGUUUUUAUUGUGGCUGAUGAUUUGGGUUGGGGCGACGUGACUUUCCACGGCUCAGAUCAAAUAAUGACUCCUAACAUCGACACUCUGGCAUACCAAGGAGUCAUAAUACCGCAGUACUACGCCGAUUCCCGCGGCACCGCGUCAAGAAGCGCGCUUUUCACCGGAAAAUAUCCUAUAAGAACGGGUACUCAAGGCGUUUCAAUCGCUCAUGCCGAAGAUCGAGGUCUGCCUGCCACAGAGUAUCUAUUGCCACAACAUUUACGAGAACUGGGCUACACCACACAUUUGAUAGGUAAAUGGGGCCUCGGUAUAUCCAGGGAACAUUAUCUACCCUCUAAUAGAGGCUUUGAUACAUUCUAUGGCUUCUUAGGCAACAGUGUGGAUUACUAUACGUAUAAUCACGUCGAGACAUGGAAUGAUACAGUUUUCUAUGGACUUGAUUUCUUUAAUGACUUCGAACCAAUUGAAGAUCAAAGGGGUCAUCUCACCGAUGUACUAACGGAACGGGCUGUUAAGCUGAUAAGGAAUCACGAUGUAUCGACGCCUCUGUACCUUCACAUAUCGCAUGCUGCCCCCCACAUUGGAGGGGGGUACGUUAAUCUGCAGCCGCCCGAGGAGCUCAUCGCCGCAAACGAGCACAUCGCACAUUCGGCACGCAGAUUAUACGCAGGUCUCGUUACCGGCUUAGACAGGAGUAUCGGCCACAUAGUAUCAGCACUGGCUGAAAUGGAACUACUCAACAACUCUAUCAUCGUUUUGGUUUCUGAUAAUGGUGCAGCUUCAACUGGAUUAAACCGGAAUUUCGGCUCGAAUUUACCUUUGCGAGGUACAAAAGGCACGCCCUGGGAAGGUGCGGUGCGCACGACCGCGGUCAUAUGGCACGCAUUGAUACCAUACAAAAUUUGGCCGGGACUGUUUCACGUGACCGAUUGGAUGCCAACACUAAUUGCUGCUGCUGGUGGAAGUUUCAACGAGACAAUAGACGGUAUCGACCAAUGGAACGCCAUAACAAAAGACGAACCACCUCCUCGAGAAGACUUAUUAGUAACUCUGGAUGAUCUCAAAGACUAUGCAGCGUUUAGACAGGGAAAUUACAAAAUUAUCGUAGGCAACGUUGAUCCAAAAACAAGUGGAUAUUAUGGCAUGGAGUUAAAAAAGUUUAGAUUACCCUCGUUUUCGUACGAGAACGUGUUGCUGAGCUGUGACACAGCUCGUGUCUUUAAGGAGACUUUAAACAUCAAACUAAAUCUGAACACGGUAGCUAGAACACGAAAUAUGUCUAAUCUAUAUCGACAAAUUAAUCUGACAAAUAUUGAAGAAGACCUUUGCAUACCAACUAAUGCAAAAGGUUGUCUGUUCGACUUGAGCGUGGACCCAGCUGAGACCAAUGAUCUGUGGUCCUCUCAUCCGGAUCUCGUGCAGCACAUGGUCCUCAGGCUGCGGAUGUACUGGGCCGCAAUAAAUCCACGACACAAACCAAAGCCAGAUCCACGUGCAAAUCCUGCACUUCGAGAUUUUAUUUGGUUCCCCUGGCUUGAUAACGAAGAAAAUGUAUCAAAGGCUUUACAGGCAUUCCCGUCUUUCCCUUUGCAAGUUUCCGCUGGCGAGCUACAAUAUUUAGUGGAGUUCAAUCUAAACGCGUUCAAAGAUAGUUUGACAAAUUACGUUAAAAGCUCAACUGAUGCUAUCAAAGAAAACAUUGCAAAAUUAUUCUCGUUUUAAACAUAAUUCAAUAAUGUCAACCUCUUUGUAAAAAAAUCUCUCACUUUCCUUUUUUAAUUGUACGUGGUUUAUAUUUUUAUUAAUGAAAAGGGGUAGCAAAAACAUGCUUGAUGACUUGGAUGGGCCGAAAUAAUGAAUUUUAUGAGCCGUCGAGUUAUUUUGUCGUCGCUUCGCCGCCCGCCCUUUGAUCAAGGCGUGCAUUAAAAAGGAAAAUUGGUCAGCUUUUUGGGUUCGCAUAGCUGAAAGAGCAACUGUGUUAUUAUGUUAAAAUAAAUAACAACAUCCAUCUAUGUCUAAACGGCGUAAAGGGCUAACGAAAUAAUGUUCGGAGGAAGUUCAACAAUUUGUUAUUGUAUUUUCACAGAUUCAUAAAUAUAAACAACAAAAGUUAUUUAUGUAUAGGUAAUACCAGAUAUUAAUGGACGUCAUUAUUUAUUGGAGAACUUGUGAUAUACGAAACAGAUCCACAAAACUGUGGUAUGAAUAAAACAUAGCAUUGCCUUCGCUCCAAUUGCUGUGGUAUCUAUAAUUUAAAUGAAAUCUUGAAAGAAACAAGGCUUUUGAAGAUUUUAUUCAUAACUCGUAUAAACGUCGUGUAUUUAUUGUUCCUGUUUUAUAUUCAUCUCAGCAAGCAUCAUUAUGUUUGACGGCUAAGCGAAUGAAGACUGCGGAUGCAUAUACAAAUAUACCAAUGUUACUUAUAUGAAAAUUUUAAUGUAAUUUAACCAAAUGCUAAUUAGUAGUUGGUCGAUACAUACUUAUUGCAAUUACUGCACUUUUUGGACAACAGAAAUUGAUCUAUAUUAUGUCUUUCGGAAUGAUGGAUUGUUACACAGUUACCUAAUACAAUUGAUAAACAAUUU